AUGCUAGGCAGGGCCGUUGGGCGAGGUGGAAAGGUUGCAGCAUUGAGGUGGAGCAGCAAGAUGACAUCACAGGAUAGUAGUCGGAAGAAAGAGCUAUGUGCAGCGUACAGCGUAGUGGAUGAGCGGGUUUCGCGCAGCAUGGAAGAAUGCGGACGUAGAAGGUCGGAGGUUCUAUUGCUUGCCGUUUCUAAACUGAAACCUGCGUCGGAUGUGGCGAUACUGUACGAGGAAAUGGGGCUGCGGCACUUUGGAGAGAACUACGUGCAGGAGCUGGUGGGGAAGGCAGCAGAGCUGCCGGGCGAUAUCCAGUGGCACUUUAUCGGGGCGCUGCAGAGUAACAAGUGCAAGGACCUGGCGAAGGUAGUGAACCUGCAUGCGGUGGAGACCAUCGACUCGCUAAAGAAGGCGCGGAAGCUGGAGGAGGCGCGUGCGAAGUUCCAGCCGGACGCGCCUGCGAUCCUGUGUAGCAUUGAGGUGAACACAUCUGGCGAAGCGCAGAAGGCGGGUGUCUCGGAUGAGGCAGAGCUGUGCGAGCUGGUGGAGUUCUUUCUGUCCGAAGAUGCAAAGCACGUGCGCUUGCGCGGACUGAUGACAAUUGGGUCAUGGGACGCCUCUCACGCGGCGGACGGGGAAAACCCGGAGUUCGCUGCGCUGGCCAAGUGGAAGCGAGUACUGGACGGCAAGUAUGGGCUCAAUCUGGAGCUUUCUAUGGGUAUGAGUGCCGACUUUGCUGCGGCAAUGCGGCAGGGCUCCUCUGAGGUGCGCAUCGGGACGGACAUAUUUGGCGCCCGCCCAGCACGCAAAUAG
Molecule: messenger RNA, 807 nt
Organism: Eremothecium gossypii ATCC 10895
Lineage: Eukaryota; Fungi; Ascomycota; Saccharomycetes; Saccharomycetales; Saccharomycetaceae
Product: pyridoxal phosphate homeostasis protein
Exons: 1
Coding region: 1-807 (268 amino acids)
Cellular component (GO): intracellular anatomical structure
Molecular function (GO): pyridoxal phosphate binding
Source: RefSeq, marked provisional